UGAAGAUGAGGUCAAAAGAUUUGGCUUUUAUCAUCAUAUUAAUCAUCUCAGGAGAAGUCUAUGCAGGAGAGAAACCCUGUGGUCUUCCUAGUGUGGAAAAUGGAAGGAUUGCCCAAUAUUACUAUUCUUUUAAAAACUAUUACUUUCCAAUGAGAAUAAAUGAAAAACUGUUGUUUUCCUGCUUGGCUGGUUAUACCACUGAAACUGGGAAACAAGAGGAGCGAAUCACAUGUACCCAAGAGGGCUGGUCUCCAGAACCACGUUGCUUCAAAAAAUGCACUAAGCCUGAGCUGAAAAAUGGUUACAUCUCUGAUGUAACAUUAGUGUACAAAAUUCAAGAGAACAUGCGUUAUGGUUGUAAUUCAGGAUAUAAAACCACUGGAGGAAAGGAUGAAGAAGUGGUUCAGUGUCUUGCUGAUGGAUGGUCUUCUCAACCUACCUGUAAGAAGGAACAUGAAACAUGUUUGGUCCCUGAAUUAUACCAUGGAAAUUAUUCCACAACGCAGAAAACAUUCAAAGUGAAGGACAAAGUACAAUAUGAAUGUGCUGCUGGCUACUAUACAGUUGGAGGAAAGAAGACCGAGGAGGUAGAAUGUCACACAUAUGGAUGGUCUCUCACACCAAAAUGUACCAAAUUAAAGUGCUCUUUAAGAUUAAUAGAAAAUGGUUAUUUUCAUCCUAUAAAGCAAACAUAUGAAGAAGGAGAUGUAGUUCAGUUUUUCUGUCAUACAAAUUAUUAUCUAAGUGGAUCUGACUUAAUUCAGUGCUAUAACUUUGGUUGGUACCCAGAAUCUCCUGUAUGUGAAGGAAGAAGAAAUCGAUGUCCUCCUCCGCCUCUGCCUCUAAACUCCAAAAUUCAAAGAUAUUCAACAACUUAUCGUGAUGGAGAAACAGUUCAUGUAGAAUGUGAACUUAAUUUUCAGAUACAAGGAUCAGAAGAAAUACGUUGUAAAAAUGGAAAGUGGACAGAACCUCCAAAAUGCAUUGAAGAAAAGGAGAAGACAGCCUGUGGGGACCCACCCUUCAUUGAGAAUGGUACAGCAAACCUGGACUCUACAAUUUAUUACAAUGGGGAUAAAGUGGCAUAUGAAUGUAAAAGUGGGUAUCAUCUUCGUGGAUCAACAGAAAUAACUUGUAAACGUGGGAAGUGGACACAUCCUCCUGAGUGUGUUGAAAAUAAUGAGAAUUGUAAGCCUCCACCUGAUGUAAUAAAUGGGGCUGUUGUUGAUGGAUUAUUGGCAAGCUACACAACAGGAUCCUCGGUGGAAUAUAGAUGCAAUGAAUAUUACUUACUGAGUGGAGCAAAAGUAUCUCACUGUGAACAAGGAAGAUGGUCAUCCCCACCUAUUUGCUUAGAGCCAUGUACUAUUAAUGUGGAUUACAUGUACAGAAAUAACAUAGAGAUGAAGUGGAAGUAUGAAGGAAAGGUCUUACAUGGAGAUUUAAUAGAUUUUGUAUGUAAACAAGGAUACGACUUAUCUCCAUCAACCUCAUUGUCUGAAUUAUCUGUACAAUGCAAUAGAGGAGAAGUGAGAUAUCCUUUAUGUAUUAGAAAAGAAUCUAAAGGAAUGUGUGUAUCUCCUCCACUUAUUAAAAAUGGAGUCAUAAUUAGUUCAACAUCAGACAUCUAUGAAAAUGGUUCCUCAGUAGAAUACAAAUGUUUUGAUCACCAUUUCCUUCAAGGAUCUAGGGAGUCCUAUUGUUUAGAGGGAGUGUGGACUAUGCCACCAUUGUGUUUAGAGCCUUGCACAUUAUCUUUUGUUGAAAUGGAAAAUAAUAAUUUACUCCUUAAAUGGGAUUUUGACGAUAGACCACAUAUUUUCCAUGGCGAGUAUAUUGAGUUUCUUUGUAAGAGAAAUACGUAUGUAGCUGAGUUCGCUAUUACUGGAUCUGAACUCAGAGUGCAGUGUGACAGAGGGCACUUAAAAUAUCCAAGAUGCAUUCACAGAGAAAGGAUGCUGUCUUAUCAACAACCCUUCAGGACAUAAAAAUGUAUGGCAG
This is a messenger RNA of Callorhinus ursinus (northern fur seal), 2001 nucleotides long. RefSeq names its product coagulation factor XIII B chain (gene F13B). NCBI's taxonomy places the organism in Eukaryota, Metazoa, Chordata, Mammalia, Carnivora, Otariidae. Gene Ontology annotation, biological process: blood coagulation. The record is from RefSeq and is a predicted model, not a curated record.